Molecule: messenger RNA, 3060 nt
Organism: Phytomonas sp. Hart1
Lineage: Eukaryota; Euglenozoa; Kinetoplastea; Trypanosomatida; Trypanosomatidae
Source: the annotation of a GenBank genome assembly
AUGGAGACGGUGCCCAAGACGGCCUCGCUCUGGGCCGGCGACCGCAACACCGGCCACCUCGACGUCUACAGCUGCGUGAGCGGGCAACGCGUCCUUCGCAUCCCGCCCCGCUCCCACGAGCUCGUGUGGGGUGGGGGAAAGGAGAACUCCGGAAACUCCGCGGGGCUAUUUUCCCCCCCUUUCCCUUCCCCCCCACACGCUGAGCGAAAGCUGCUGAUGGGGAUGGGAGGGGUCGAGAAGCCCUCCGCGUUGAAGGCGACCUUGACGCAUGUGUGGGUGGGCUAUGAUAGCGGCAACGUCGCCGUGUACGACCACCUUGUUUUUCGUCUUAUAACAGAGGGCCGCUUUCACUGCGCGGCGGUGGUGAGCUUUGCAUUUUUCACGAACCACACGACGGUGUCCGCCUCUGGGGAUGGGAUGUUGGUGCACUGGAAUCAGGAGGAGCACAGCUUUGAGGCCAUCACGCACAUUAGGGCGAUCGGUAAGGAGGAGAUGAAACCCAGCAACAACAACCUCUCGACGGAGAACCGCCUGACAUCCCUGGCGACAUUGCAGUUGACGAGACAGUACGACACUCCAAACAGGGGCUUGGAUGGCAUCAAAGGAAAGCAUGGGUCGGAUAGGAAAAAAGCCCUCACUAACCUCAUUAUCCUGUGCGGUUUCGACUCCGGUAUCAUCACCGCGACUAGCGUGCUCGACGGUAAUCGAUUUAGCAGCUUGAAUGGGCAUAAAAAACGCAUCAACUCGAUUGUGGUUCUCGGCGAGCUUCUCUUUUCUGCCUCAGAAGAUUGCACCGUGUGCGUUUGGAGCCUCCACCUGUCGGAAUCCAUGCUAGAAAAAAAGCUCUGUUUGGUAAACCGCCUUGUCAAGCGAAUCCCGGUAUCCCCUUCGGCGCGCAGCCUGCUCGCCGACCCUUUAACAAGCAGUAUUUGGGUUGCCUACGCCGACGGUUUGCUCGAGCGAUGGAGUGGCAACCUCAAUGAUAACUUCGGUAUUGAAGAGGUGGUGCGAGAUGGAAUGUUGAAUUCAAUCCCCAACGCUCAACAAAACCAAAGUGAGCUCAAAGACGGCGCUGGCCAGGUUGGCGACAACAAAGGCGGUGAUGGCUCAGAGCAGCAGCAGGUGAUUGGCAUGCUUGCGAUUGGCUCUGUCGAGACGCUGCAAGUGCUCGCGUUGUCAAGCAAUGGGAUGAACAAAACCUGGUAUGGACAGCGAAAUAUCCUUGAAGAAUCCCUUUCGGACUCGAUUCAGGCUUUGAAUUCGGUGAUCUGCGAGGACGCACACGACGCGGCCGUCUGGCGGGAGCGGUUGAAUUCGUUAAAGAAAAAAGAAUUUGAGCGCAAACGAAAGUAUGCCGCGAUUUUAGAGAAUACAAACUGUCAAAAGACUCGUCUUCGCUUCUUCGAGCGCUGGCGGCGUCUUUUACUACAACAUACGUCAAAAAGAGAUCGUCAGGCAACGGUAUCCGAUCUUUCCGCAUUGUCAACGUAUCGCCUUCUGCGUCGUAAUUUCACAAAGUGGGGAAAUUGGCAUGAUCAGCUUGUUCGACGCCGAAGACGCGCCCAUAUCGCGAUUUUACUUAAGGACUCAAACGAGCGCACCCACGCGCUGUCGUACUUUCAACACUGGCGAAUGUUGAGCGCGAAGAAGAAGCUUCGGCGUUUUUCCCUCCAAUAUCUAGACUUGAUUGUGCAGGCCUCGGAAACCCGACUGUUGAGCGUGUACUUUUGCAAGCUUCGCUGCUUUGUUCAGCUUCGAGCCGCACGGAAGGGUGGGCUUUCCACCACAGCCGAUCCUCGCCACGGCAACCUCGCCUCCCCACACUCCCCGCAGUUGUUGGCGGCGCAAAUUCAGCUGCUUUCCGUGAAGGCCCAGCGCCAAGUCCUCCACCGGGCAUUAAGAAAAUGGGUGAGCCUGAGCGAAGAGCAGAAGGAAUCCGUCUUCCGAGGGGCCGCGCUGAAUCGCUACGCGGCGCUUUAUUGUCAAACCCAACAGCAACGCCUCUGCCGAAGUUUAUUCCACACAUGGCGAAGGUGGUGUACGCGGAAGAAGCGCAUGCCGUCCGUACGCGUGAUGGUGACGUUGUUGGAAAAGCGCUGUAGGGCCAACCUGCAAGAGCAAUAUUACCUGCAGUGGUGUGCGCGCCUGCACGCGAGCCGACUUCGGCAAAAUACCGAAGAAGCCAAAGACAUCGAGGCGCGCCUGCUCCAUCUGGAGGAGGACUUCGGUGGGGAUAUCUUCGAGAAGCUCCGCCUGCAAAACCGCAUCAACGUUUUGAUCGACAAGCAAUCCAACACGGAGGUGAACCUCAAACGCGAUCAGGAGCGGCUUCGCGCGUUAACGGCGACCAACCAGGACCUUCGCCAGCGCGCGGCGGAGUUCGAGGGCGCGCACCCCCUGAACCUCACCCACAGCGAAGAGUUUUCCCACCUGAAUGUGCAUUUCCAGUCCUUCCUUCCCCCGUCCACGGCGGGGAUGGGGCCGAUCAGCGCGAACGCGGGGUUUUAUCGUCGGCUGAUUGACCAACAGCGGCUCGCGCCGGGGGUGCUCGCGCAGAUGCCGCUGCCGGACGCCGUCCAUCACGCCAUCGCGCAGCUCAAAGGCAACGUCCUCAACCUCUACACCGACCUGGCGAUUUUCCGCCAAGUCAAGGACCGCCGCCGCGGCGGGAUCAGCGCGGCCGCGAUCUUUCUCGAGGCCUUUGCGGAGAUUAAGCGGUUGGUGGUUUCGAUGGUAAAAACCUCCGCGCGACCCUCUCUUCGCCCACCGCCGGCGGUGGGGAAUGGGGGGGAUUUGGCGGCCCCGUCGUCGGCCGCGAAAGGCGCGCGAUGGGCGAUCAGCCUGGAGAAUUUGGACCGCCUUCCCUCCCACCACUGCGCGGCGGUGUUGAGUAGUAUUAAAACGAUGGUCGUCGCCUACGAUUUGCUCUCCACCAGCGAUGCGGAGCGAAUCAUGACGACCUGCGAGGAGAUGGUGCAAAACACGGAUUGGAUCUUCGUGAUCGCGCGGGCGUGUUAUCUACAGCGGAAGCCGAUUCUACCGGAGAAUAACCGCGCCUAA